This is a messenger RNA of Phalaenopsis equestris, 746 nucleotides long. RefSeq names its product glycine-rich RNA-binding protein 3, mitochondrial-like. The record is from RefSeq and is a predicted model, not a curated record. Gene Ontology annotation, molecular function: RNA binding. NCBI's taxonomy places the organism in Eukaryota, Viridiplantae, Streptophyta, Magnoliopsida, Asparagales, Orchidaceae.
GAACGUGGUUGAGAUAUGUACUAUCCGACGGCCAGAAUUCACUCUAGUUUACAAAAAAAAUAAGCAAAGCCGGCGAAUGCGCAGACCUUAAACCCUCUCCGAACAACACCAGGGGAUUCUAGGGUUUUUGGAACCGAGCUGGAGGUAGAAGAAGAGCUCUGAGCAAUGGCUUUUACCAAUAAAAUUGGGAGCCUCCUCAAGAAGGCAGUGCCGUCAAACCCAUCAAUCUAUCAGGUAGUGCGAUGCAUGUCGUCUUCGAAACUUUUUGUUGGAGGACUGUCUUAUAGCACAGAUGAUCAGAGCCUUAGAGACGCUUUUUCGGGUUACGGCGAAGUUGUUGACGCGAGGGUUAUCACUGAUCGGGAGUCUGGCAGGUCAAGAGGCUUUGGUUUUAUAAGCUUCACAUCUGGUGAAGAGGCCUCUGCUGCCAUGACAGCCCUAGAUGGAAAGGAACUACAUGGACGCAUUGUUCGAGUUAGUUUUGCCACUGAACGUCGUGCUGGUUUUGGCGGCGGCGGUUACGACGGUGGCAGCGGUUAUGGUGGUGGUGGAGGUUGCGGAGGUCAUGGUGGAGGUGGUGAUGACUUUGGCAGUGGAGGUGCCGGUGGUGGUUUUGGUAGCGGGGGAAGAUACAAUUUUAAUAAGGGUGGGAGAAAUAAUGAAGAUUUCAAGGGUGAUUAUGAUGAUGGUGAUGAUUAUGCAAACAAAAGAGGCUGAUCAUACUUAACUCAUUCUUCUGAAAUGAG